This is a messenger RNA of Centruroides sculpturatus (bark scorpion), 1098 nucleotides long. Its product is annotated as phosphoglycerate kinase-like. Gene Ontology annotation, biological process: gluconeogenesis; glycolytic process. Gene Ontology annotation, molecular function: phosphoglycerate kinase activity; ADP binding; ATP binding. The transcript has 2 exons. Lineage: Eukaryota; Metazoa; Arthropoda; Arachnida; Scorpiones; Buthidae. The record is from RefSeq and is a predicted model, not a curated record. Gene Ontology annotation, cellular component: cytosol.
AUGGUGAUCACCACGACAAAGGAAGGGGAAGCCACGGAAGUCAUGAUGGCGGACGCGGCAACAUGGGGGGCAGUAACGACGAGUAAAUCCGAUAACGGAGUAGACAAACGUCAUCAUUGUCCUUGUGGUUUGGUAAAGGAACUACCAGUGGCAAAAAAAACACUUGAUGAUAUUGAUUUAAAAAAUCAAACAGUUCUAAUGCGAGUUGAUUUUAAUGUCCCGAUUGAAAGCGGGCGAAUCAUGUCCGAUAAGCGAAUCACCGCUGCACUACCUUCAAUUGAAAAAGUUAUUCACAGUGGUGGGAAACUGGUGUUAUUCUCGCACUUGAGCCGCGUUAAAACCGAAAAAGACAAAGAAAGACACAGUUUGAAGGUUGUUGCAGAAGAUCUCAGUAAAAAACUCGGUAAAGAAGUGGCCUUCAUUGACAAAACCCGUGGAUCUAAAUUAGAAAGUGCAAUUAAAAAUUCAAAGUCCGGUCAAGUUUUAAUGGUAGAAAAUACUCGCUUUGAAGAUCUCAAUAACCGCGCUGAAAGUUCAAAUUCGCCAGAAUUAGGCAAAUAUUGAGCUUCUUUGGGCGAUGUUUUUGUUAACGAUGCUUUCGGCACCGCUCACCGCGCCCACGCUUCAAACGUAGGCAUUGCCCAACACAUUCCGGUGUCAGCCCUUGGCUAUCUUGUUGAGAAAGAAUUAAAAAUGCUCGGACAAGGUCUUGACUAUCCCGAGCAUCCCUUUGUAGCUAUUGUCGGCGGAGCCAAAGUUUCAGACAAAAUCAAAGCCGUUGAAAACUUACUCCAAAAAGCUGACAAGGUGAUCAUUACCGGCGGCAUGGCUAGCACCUUUAACAAAGCACUUGGUCACAAAAUAGGCGAUUCUCUAGUAGAAAACGACUACGUAGAUUUAGCGCGCCGUCUACUUGACAAAUACCGGGAUAAAAUCGUUUUGUCAAUUGAUUUUGCGAUUGCCCCUAAAUUUACCAAUGCGCCGCGCAAAGAAACCGAAGGUGUUGACAUUCCCGACCAUUGGAUGUCGCUUGAUAUCGGACGUAAGUCAAUAGAGCUGUUCGAAAAAACUUUGCAAGGAGCUAAGACAGUUGUCUGA